AUGAUGGAAGAAGAAGAAAAAGAAAUCGACAAGAACCUGUUUGCACCAAUACACCGAGUGUCAAGUCAGGAUGAUUUUCUCCAGCAGAAAAUAGCCACCGUGAUGGGCGACUACGUCGAAUCUCAAUCGUUUAUCUCCGACCUUAUUUAUGUAUCACAUCAAGAUCGUGAGUUUCUACUGCCCUUCUUUCCGCCUCGUAGACUCGACUUAUCUUACCACGGGAUUGGGGCAAGGCCUCGAGCCUAUCAGCCUAAUGUCAAAGUGUCUCCUCUACAAGCUUUGCAGCCUUCUUCCAAGUCAACGACUAAAACUUCUCAAGGUUCGCCACAAGACAAAGUAACUGGCGCCAACGUCAACAUACAUGAAAAGAAACAAAAUCGCGAAGACUGUUGUUCGACAGGGUGGCAGCCCAAAGCUCCUCCUCCUCCUCCUCCACCAGUGCCUGGCGCUAUCCAAAGCUCUUCGGGUGGAUCCGACAUUUUCUCAAAGCCAGAAAAUCAACCCGCGGAAAAGGAGGCAAACGUGAAAAGCGAUGAAAAUAUCAAAUCAAAACAGACCGAAGACCCGUCUUUCUUGCUGAAUGAAAUCGACAGACAUAAAAUUAUUGACUUUGACGCCAUGAUUAAAGAAAUGACGCUACCUCCGUUGAUAUCGCCAAUCAGUUCUCCGAAAGCCAGGAUGAGUGUCGAAACGUCUGUCUUUGUGCUUACCUGUCUGUCCCUCUGUCUUUGUGCUUACCUGUCUGUCCCUCUGUCUUUGUGCUUACCUGUCUGUCCCUCUGUCCGUCUAUCUUUAUGUCCGUCCGUCUGUCUUACUAUCUUUCUGCCUAUCCGUUUCUCUUUGUGUCUGCCUGUCCGUCAUCCUGUCUGGCUGUCCUUGUGUCUACCUGUCCUUGUGUCUACCUGUCUGUCCGCCUGUCCUUCUGUCUGCCUGUCUGUUCAUCAGGCCGUCCGGCUGUCUUUGUGCCUGCCUGUCCGUCAUCCCGUCUGUCUGUCUUUGUGUCUACCUGUCUAUCAGGAACUUCUGACUGUCUUUGUGUCUGCCUGUCUGUCAGGCCUUUGGGCUGUCUUUGUGUCUGCCAGUUUUUCCGCCUGUCUUUCUGUCUGCCUGUCCGUUCGUCUGACUUUGUGUCUGCCUGUCCGUCAGCCCGUCCUCCGUCGUCUGACUUUGUAUCUGCCAGUCCCUCAGCCCAUCUGCUUGUCUUUCUGUUUGCUUGUUCGUCCGACUUUCCUUGUGUCUGUCCAUUCAUGUGUGUUUGUGUCUGCCUGUCCAUCCGCCUUUCCUUCUGCCUGUGUGUUCGUCUGUCUUUGUGUCUGUCUGUUUGUUAGCCCGUCUGCCUGUCUUUCCUGUCCGCCUCUCUGGCUGUCCGUCCGCCUGUCAUUCUGUCUGUCUGCCUGUCCAUCCGCCUUUCCUUCUGUCUGCCUGUCCGUUCGUCUGUCUUUAUGCCCACCUGUUUGUCAGCCCGUCUGCCUCUCUUUGUGUCAUCCUGUCCAUUCGUGUGUCUUUGUGUAUUCCCGUUCGUCCGCCUGUCCUUCUGUCUGCCUGUCCGUUCGGCCCCCGUCUGCCUGUCCUAGUGUGUACCUGACGUCCGCCUGUCCUUUUGUUGGCCUGUCAGUUCGUCUCUCUUCGUGUCUGUCUUUCAGCUCAUCUGCCUUUGUGUCUGCCUGUCCGUCUGCCUGCCCGUCAUCCCGUCUGCUUGUCCUUGUGUCUGCCUGUCCAUCCGCCUUUCCUUUUGUGUGCCUGUCCGUUCGUCUGUCUUUGUGUCUACCUAUCUGUCAGUCUGUCAGCCUGUCCUUUUGUGUGCCUGUCCGUUCGUCUGUCUUUGUGUCUACCUAUCUGUCAGUCUGUCAGCCUGUCCUUUUGUGUGCCUGUCCGUUCGUCUGUCUUUGUGUCUACCUAUCUGUCAGUCUGUCAGCCUGUCCUUUUGUGUGCCGGUCCAUUCGUCUGUCUUUGUGUCUGCAUGUCCGUCAGUUUGUCUGCCGAUCUUUGUGCCUGCAUGUCCGUCAGCCCGUCUGGCUGUCUUGGUGUUUGCCUGUCUAUAAUCCCAUCUGCCUCUCCUUCUGUCUGCCUCUCCGCCCGUCUGUCCUUCUGUCCUUCUCUCUGCCUGUCCGUCUGUCUGUCUUUCUGUCUGCCUGCCUGUCCAUCCGCCUGUCAUGUCUGCCUGCCUGUCCGUCCUCCUGUCUUUAUGUCUGUCUGUCCGUCCUCCUGUCUUUAUGUCUGCCUGUCUGUCAGUCCGUCUACCUGUCUUUGUGUCAGCUUGUCCGUCAGUCCGUCUGCCUGUCCGUUAGCCUGUCUGCCUGUCCGUCCGUCUGUCUUUGCGUCUACCUGUUUGUCAGUUCAUCUGCCUGCUUUUGUGUCUGCCUGUCUGUCAGCCCGUCUACCUUUCUUCAUGUCUGCCUGGCCGUCAGCCCAAAAACCUUUCUUCGUGUCUGCCUGUCCUUCUGUCUGUCUGUCCAUCCGUCUGUCUUUGUGUCUGCCUGUCUCAAACAUUAUCUAUCUACGUCUUUCUUUUACUUUUUAUUUUUUUCUCCCUCGCUGUCUGCUGCUUACUGUUGGGUAGCAGUAGUAAUAGUGGCGAUGGUUCAAAGCAGAGAUGGGCUAAAUGAAUUUCUAUCUAUCUAUCUAUCUAUCUAUCUAUCUAUCUAUCUAUCUAUCUCCCCGUAA
Acanthosepion pharaonis is the source of this 2664-nucleotide messenger RNA. The record is from the annotation of a GenBank genome assembly. NCBI's taxonomy places the organism in Eukaryota, Metazoa, Mollusca, Cephalopoda, Sepiida, Sepiidae.